AUGGCAGCCGAAAGCUCAACGCCCAAGCGGCGGAUUUAUCUCAAUGGCUUCGACAUGUUCACAGUAGGCCAUCUCUCCUUCGGGCAGUGGAAGAAUCCCGCCGAUCGCUCAGCAACUAAGCGACGGGACUUGUCGUAUUGGACCAAUUUGGCCAAGAUUCUGGAAAAGGGAGACUUCAAUGCCCUUUUUCUUGCCGACACCUAUGGGUUAUAUGACACGUACAAGGGCACCGCAGAGCCUGCAAUUCGCAAUGGCGCCCAGUACCCCAUGGGAGAUCCUGCGAUACCAAUCUCCGCCAUGGCAUCGGUGACCAAGAACCUUGGGUUCGCGAUAACUACUUCGACCUCAUACGAAGCCCCGUAUGUCGUCGCGAAAAGAUUCUCCACCUUGGACCACCUGACAGGAGGCCGAUUCGGGUGGAACAUCGUGACCUCUUGGAAAGAAUCAGCCGCCAAGGCAGUGGGCUUGCCCCUGGUAGAUCACGACAAGCGGUACGAGAUAGCCGAUGAGUACCUGACAUCUCUGUACAAACUGUGGGAGGGCAGCUGGGCCGACGACGCACUGCAAGAAAACGCAGAGACAGGCGUAUACGCAGACCCCAGUCGAAUCAACUACAUCCACCACCACGGCGAGCAUUUCCAAUUCGAUGGACCCCACAUCCUCGACCCAUCCCCACAACGCACCCCAUUCCUCUUCCAGGCCGGCACCUCGCCCGCCGGCGUCGCCUUCGGAGCCAAACACGCAGGAGGAAUCUUCGUCUCCGCCCCCUCACCACACAUCCUCGCACCGCGAGUCGAAGCAAUCCGCGCCGAAGCCGCGAAAAACGGCCGCGACCCGCGCUCCAUCAAAGUCUUCGCCAUCCUCACGCCCAUAGUGGGGCGCACCGACGAAGAAGCCCAAGCCAAGUACCGCGAAGCCCUGUCCUACGCCAGCGAAGAAGCGGGACUAGCGUUUUUCUCCGGCGGCAGCGGGAUCGAUCUGAGCAAGUUUGAUCUGGACACGCCGAUCACGGCUUCGGAUGUGCAUGUGGAUGCGCGGGUUCAUUCGACGAUUAACACGCUUUCGUACCAGAGUCCCGAUGUGCCUGCGUGGACGCCAAGGAAUAUUGGCAAGCAUAUUUCGAUUGGUGGGGCGGGGCCGGUUCCUGUGGGAUCCGUGAGUCGAGUUGCUGAUUUCUUGGAGGAGUGGGUGCGUGUGGCGGAUUUGGAUGGGUUCAAUAUUGGCUAUGUUCAGACACCGGGGACGUUUGAGGAUGUUGUUGAAUUGUUGAUUCCGGAGUUGAGGAGGAGGGGCGUGUAUGCGCCCGAGAAGGAGAGUGGGACUAUGCGUGAGAGGGUGUAUGGGGCUGGUCAGAAGCGUUUGCGUGAUGACCAUUUUGGAAAGCGGUUCGGGUAUGAGGUGUAUGAUGGACAGGUUUAA
Penicillium brevicompactum is the source of this 1419-nucleotide messenger RNA. Its product is annotated as LLM class flavin-dependent oxidoreductase. The transcript is spliced from 4 exons. Gene Ontology annotation, molecular function: oxidoreductase activity, acting on paired donors, with incorporation or reduction of molecular oxygen; monooxygenase activity. The record is from RefSeq and is a predicted model, not a curated record. Lineage: Eukaryota; Fungi; Ascomycota; Eurotiomycetes; Eurotiales; Aspergillaceae. The coding region runs from base 1 to 1419 and encodes 472 amino acids.